CGGCCCGCAGUUCUGCCCGGGUUUCGCUGCUCUGAUGCAGCUCGGCGGCGGUGGACAGGCGCUUCUGCUGCACCUCAACUCACGGAGCUUUCCACGAGCUUUUGGCGGGCUCGGAUACAGUCCGUUUUCUGGAGCUCUUCUGUCCGGACGGCGCGGCCGAGAGGCGCUAACAGGGGCAGCCGGACGAGCCGCGCUAGCGGCUAACAGAAAACACGCUAAGCUAAGCUAAUUAGCCUGGCUUAACUGGCUCCCUCCAGUGUUCGUAUUAGCUUAGCAUAGCUUAGGUCGGCUAGCGGCCGUUAAUACGGCGCUGUUUGCGUGGCUCCGCUUUCAGAUCCCGCUCGGUAAGAGAAAUGACCGAUUUUACAGCCGGUUUUUAACAGACUUUUCGGCGUUGGAAGCUGAUCACCGCCUCCGGUUGGUCCAGCGCGGAGGCUGCGGGACUCUGAGCCCGGGCUGCUCCGUUAGCCGAGAGGAGAGGAAGCGGUGAGCUGGCCGCUUUAGCAACAGCUGUUUUCCCGUCUUUAACCGAGACUUUAACCGGGACGGGAGCGGUCCCGGUGUGCUGUCCCCUUGUCCAGAGCAGGUCCUCGGCUGCCAGCAUGUUGAAGACACGCCAGUGUCUGCUGGGGAUCCGCACUUUCCUCGGAGUGGCGAGCAGAAUCUGGGGUUUCAUCCUCUACAUCCUCAGGAAGCAUCUCAGAACGAUAAUCCAGUAUCAGACAGUUCGUUAUGAUCUGUUACCUUUGUCUCCUGCAUCUCGAAACAGACUUAAUGCAGUAAAGAGGAAGAUCCUCGUGUUGGAUCUGGACGAAACUCUGAUCCACUCUCACCACGAUGGAGUGCUGAGGCCUACAGUGAGACCUGGAACACCGCCAGACUUCAUAUUGAAGGUGGUAAUAGAUAAACAUCCAGUGAGGUUCUUUGUCCAUAAAAGGCCACACGUCGAUUUCUUCUUAGAAGUGGUGAGUCAGUGGUACGAGCUGGUCGUGUUUACGGCCAGUAUGGAAAUCUACGGCUCCGCUGUGGCAGAUAAACUGGACAACAACAGGGGCAUCCUCAAACGCAGAUACUACAGACAGCACUGUACGCUGGAUCUGGGCAGUUACAUUAAGGACCUUUCAGUAGUGCACAGCGACCUCUCUAGUAUAGUCAUCCUGGAUAACUCACCUGGAGCCUACCGCAGUCAUCCAGAUAAUGCAAUACCUAUAAAGUCGUGGUUCAGUGACCCCAGCGAUACGGCCCUGCUGAACCUGCUGCCCAUGCUGGACGCUCUGAGGUUUACCUCGGACGUCCGCUCCGUCCUCAGUAGAAAUCUGCACCAGCACCGGCUCUGGUGAUUGGUCCAGCCGGUCCAGCCCAGUCCUGGACCUGCCCCCUUUGGUUUUAGCCUCCGCUAACACGCUAGCCGUUAGCCUCUCCACCGCUGGAACUGUCCACUCUGACGGUCGGCCGACCCUCUGGGUCACGUGAUGAACUUCACCAGUCAGACUGGAGGGAGAGGAGAGACGCACAGACUGAAAUCAGAGCGGAGAGGCCAGCUGUUUUAUUCUCGCUCUCCUUUUUUCUUCUUUUUUGAUUUUUUUUGUUUUUGUUUGUUGUUUUUGUUUUUUGUUUUUUGGUCCGGAUUGGAAACUGCCUUACAGCGUGAGUCCCGCAGGGGCGUGCAUGACCGGAGUGAGUCUGUAAAAACUGUUAAACGUGCGGGAGAACGUUCCCUUCGUCAUGUUGAUUUUAUUCUCGGACGUCUCCUCCUCUGUUGUGAAGAGAAAUUUGGUAAAAAAUCAGUUUUUCAUUCAUCGUCAUAGCACUUAUCUUUACCCUCUUUUCAUCCCUCCAUCACUCUCUGUCCUUUAUCCCUCUCUCUCUCUGACUCUGCAGGACUUUCAAGUACAUUUAUUGUCGUAUACAUGAAGAGCAGGAUGCUAAAGCUCAUCUAAAACCUUAAAAGCGAUAGCAGAUCUGAUUUUCACAUUAGCACAGGAGCUAAAAGGCGAAUGUAGCUAACAGGUAAUGGAAGCAGACACCCCACCAAUUAGCAACAGGGUGUUUUACAGUGCUGCUUUAAGGUGGAGCGGAUUCCAGCAGAAAGCUUGAGAACAGCGCCAGCUUGGCGAACACGUUUAAGGCGAGCGUGUGAUGAUUCAGGCAUGCAGUUAGCACCAUGCUAAUUGGUGGACUAUAGCCUUUCAUUACCUCUUGGCUACAUUAGCCUGAGUUUAGCUGCAGUAUCAGUGUUCAGUCUGUGGUAUUAGAGCUGCACGAUUCAGACAGAAUGCAGCAUCGCGAUUAGACCGAUGUGCGAUAUACGUACCUGUAAACGUUAUUAAUUAUUCGUCGGAUCGUGCGACCAGCCUGAUUUCAUCCACACGCACCGAGGGCGUCUCUGAUUGGUCUGACGCUCUCAGCACAAAGCUUAUUUACAUAUUUAAUAUCAGUAUUGUACAGAUUGAUAUCAUGAUAACAAGCACUGUAUCGUGCAGCUCUAAUACACAGUAACACCCACCUGCUCCUCCUCUCUCUCCUUCUCUCCUCUCCUCAUAUCUUCUCCUCGUAUCUCUCGUAUUUUCAUUUUUCUUCUCUUUUUCUUCCUUUUUAGUCUCUUCUUGUUAUCCUCUCCUCUCCUUUUCUAUUCUUGUCUUUUAUUCCCUUUUAUUCAAUCUUCUCUUUUGUCUUGUCUUUUUCUCCUCCUCUCCUUCUCUCCUCUCUCUAACCCCAGCCAUCUCAGGUAUCAGCUCAUAUGAACUGAGUGUUUCUGGCUGUUCUGUUUGAUCUGUUUCAGUAUUGAGUUCUGGUGGUUCUGAAUGAUCCAGAAAAGCCACCUCAGCAAAAUCCACCAAUCUAACCCUAAUUUAACCCAGCAGAGUCCGGCUCAGUCCGGCUCCGGGCCUGCAGGGCGUCAGUCCAGCACAGUUCAGUGCCGAUUCUCCUCAGCAGUUCAGUGUCCUCUCCAGGUCGCGGCUGAUUUAAGCUAAAGGUGCUGGCCUGUUCAGGGCGAGUCUGGAUGAUUGAGAGAUUGUCUUCAUUACUAUGAUUUAUUUUUUUAUUUUUGUCCUCUAAAACAUGGAGUGUCGUCAUGGAGACGGAUCAGUAUGGACUCUUCGGGAGACGCUGUCGUCUUCGCUUCCGUUUCUCGUCCCAUUGGAUCUCACAGUCGUUCACAACUGGAAGCGUUUUUGAGCUGUUUCAGUCCCUCCGAACGCAAAAGACAAAGACGCACUUACUUUUCUCUGUUUUCUUCGUUUUUGUACCGAGGACUCAUUUGAUUGGUCAGAAAAGUAAAUCUCCCGCCCACCGUUUCCUUCAAUCAUGCGGCAUUCGUUCUCAUUCUCUCUCUCUCUCUCUCUCUCUCUCUCUCUCUCUCUCUCUCUCUCUCUCUCUCUCCCUCUCUCCCGUAUCGUACUGGACAGCUCUGCCUGUUUGAGCAGUACAAAGCGAAGUGUCUGAGCGCACUGGUCCUCAGGUCUGUGCGUAUUUCCAAUAAAAACUCUUGUCACCGUG
This is a messenger RNA of Colossoma macropomum (tambaqui), 3501 nucleotides long. RefSeq names its product CTD nuclear envelope phosphatase 1A. Gene Ontology annotation, molecular function: protein serine/threonine phosphatase activity. The coding region runs from base 603 to 1340 and encodes 245 amino acids. The record is from RefSeq and is a predicted model, not a curated record. Lineage: Eukaryota; Metazoa; Chordata; Actinopteri; Characiformes; Serrasalmidae. The transcript has 8 exons.